Molecule: messenger RNA, 2594 nt
Organism: Prinia subflava (tawny-flanked prinia)
Lineage: Eukaryota; Metazoa; Chordata; Aves; Passeriformes; Cisticolidae
Gene: CSPG5
Product: chondroitin sulfate proteoglycan 5
Exons: 5
Coding region: 182-2368 (728 amino acids)
Biological process (GO): nervous system development; cell projection morphogenesis
Cellular component (GO): synapse
Source: RefSeq, a predicted model, not a curated record
GUCACCGGCGCUGGGGGACUCCGGGUUCCCCCCGCUGCUGGGGGUGCCAGGACGUGUCCCCGGUGCCCUCCAGGAAUGCCAAUGCGGGGGGUGCCGGGAUGUGUCCCCUGGUGUCCCCCCAGGGACAGUGGCGCCAGGAUGUGCCCUCUGUGUCUCCUGCCCCAGGGAUGCUGGGGCCAGGAUGUGUCCCCCGGGGUCCCUCCCCGAGGAUGGCGAUGCUGGGAGCUACCGGGGGUGUCCCCCCCCAUUCUGGGGGUGCCGAAAUGUGCCCCGGUGCCCCCUCAGAGGAUACCCAUGCCGGGGUGUCGGGGUGUGUCCCCCGCUGCUGGGGGGUGUCGGGGUGUGUCCCCCGGUGUCCCCUCCGGGGAUGCCGAGGCCGGGGGUCCCGGGGUGUGUCCUCCCCGAUGUCGGGGGUCCCGGGGUGCGCCCCCCGGCGCUGCCCGCGGGGUGCCGGGGGGGUGCCGUGCCCGUGCCCGGAGCCGCCGCCGCGUCCGCGGUCCCGCCCCCGCCGCCCGGCCCGGCCCCCCGGCUCGGCGCGGCUCCGCUCGGCUCGGCGCGGCUCGCUCGGAGCGGGGCGGGCGGAGCCGCUGCCGGUGCCGGCCCCGUGGCGGAGCCGGGGUCCCUCCAUGCCGCCAUGGCCCCCCGCGCCCCCCGCGCCCCCCGCGCCCUGGCCCUGCUGCUGGCGAUCGGCGCCCUCGCAUCCGCGUGGCCCCCCCAAAACUCCAGCGCUGGCGAGGGGAGAGCCUGGCAGGGCUCGUUGGAGAGCAGCCCCCCGAAAUGGGACCUGGCGAGUGGAGACCCCCCGGGGGGACCCAGCAACACCACGAGCGCCGGGGGGGCGGCGGCAGGGCCGCAGCUAGAGCCCCCCGGGGGCGGCACGGCCACCACGGAGCCGUCGGCCGUGCCCGAGGGGUGCCCGGGGUGCGCCGGGGAGGGCGAGGCCAGCGCCGUGCCCCCCCGAGCCGUGACCUGGCCCGGGGACGGGGGCACGGUGCCGGUGGCCCUGGGCAGCCCCGAGGAGCCGGGCAGCGGUGACCGGCCCACGCCGGCGUCCCCGGCCGGCCCGGGGGGCUUCGGGGGGCUCCCGGCCGCCCUGCCGAGCCCCCCCGGCCCCCAGCUCGCCACCGACUCCGCCGAAUCCGACGUGCUGCUGGCGGCCGGGGGCUCGGCAGCCCCGCGGAGCCCCGCGCUGGGCGAGCCCAGCCCCGCGCCCGCCGCCGGGGGGGACUCGGGGGCUGCCCCGGAGCUCUGGGCCGCCGCCUCCAGCCCGGCCCCGGCGCAGGGGGCCCGCGGCUGGACCGACCUGACGUGGCUGCAGGAGCCCGUCACCGCCGCCACGGGCCCGGCCGAGCCCGCGGCCGACAGGACGGGCUCGGAGAUCAUCGACGUCGACUACUACGACCUGUUCGAGGGGGGCGAGGGACUGGGGGGCUUCCCCGGGGGCGGCCGGGGCGCGGCCGGCUCGGCGCGGCGGCGGGAGCCCGAGGGGGCGGCCACGCCCUGGGCCCUCCACGAGCUCUACGACGACUUCACGCCCUUCGACGACGCCGAUUUCUACCCCACCACCUCCUUCUACGCCGACGGGGACGACGAGGACGAGCUGGAGGACGAGGAGGAAGAGGAGGAGGAGGAAGACGGGGGGCUGGAGGACGAGAACGGCUACCGGCCGCCCGCCUCGGCCGUGCCCGGCGCCGCGCCCGCCCCGCAGGACCCCCGGCCCACCGGGCACCGCGCCGCGGCCCCGCCGCCGCCAGGGCUGCCCGGGGCCGGCCCCACGGCCUGGCCGCGGCCGGGGGAGCGGGGCCCGCCCGAGAACGGCUCCGAGUGCCGGAGCGGGUACGUGCGGCACAACAGCUCCUGCCGCUCCCUCUGCGACCUCGUCCCCAGCUACUGCCACAACGGCGGCCAGUGCUACCUGGUGGAGAGCCACGGCGCCUUCUGCCGGUGCAACACGCAGGACUACACGUGGCACAAGGGCACACGCUGCGAGUCCAUCGUCACCGACUUCCAGGUGAUGUGCGUGGCCGUGGGCUCGGCCGCGCUGGUGGUGCUGCUGCUCUUCAUGCUCACCGUGUUCUUCGCCAAGAAGCUCUACCUGCUCAAGACGGAGAACAGCAAACUGCGCAAGACCAAAUACCGCACCCCGUCCGAGCUGCACAACGACAACUUCUCCCUCUCCACCAUCGCCGAGGGCUCCCACCCGAACGACGACCCCAGCGCUCCCCACAAGCUGCAGGACUCGCUGAAAUCCUGCCUGAAGGACGAGGAGCCGUUCAACAUCCACAACUCGACGUCGCCCAAGCACGACGGCGGCAAAGGGGAGCAGGACGCGGGGGAGCUGAACUGCCUCCAGAACAACCUGACGUGAGCGGCGGGCCCGGGCCAGCCCGCCCGCAGCCGCCGCCCCCGCCGCCUCCCUCCCCGCUCCGUGGCAUGCUUUGGUGUGUUUUGUACAGAGGAAAACAAAAGUUCCAGUAAUAAUUGGGCCGUGUCGUGUGGGGGUGUUUGGUUCGUGCUCCGUGUUUCUCGCUUGGGUUCGUUCCGCGCUGUGAUUUCUAAACCUUUGCCGUCCCGCAACUGACUUUUUUUGUACU